GUUUAAUGAAAGCCAUUCAUUUUUAAUUUUCUUUUAUUCUUUUUAAACCUUCUAACUUAGAGGUAUGAAUUCUGAGGAUACAAUUGGUAAGGAUAAUCUGUUUGCUGUAAAAAGUGUUCGUUGGAAGGCGAUUCGUAGUAAACUUUCACCCGUUUUUACAACUGGGAAACUCAAAAACUUCUUUCUUUUAAUGUUGAAUGUUACCCAAACAUUAGAAGAAAAACUCUCAAUGGAUAUUGCGGAUGAACCACGAGAAUAUGAAAUGAGAGAUUUAGCAUCAUACUUCACAACAGACACAAUUACAAUUUGCAUCUUUGGUGUACAAGCUAAUAGUUUGCUAAACCCAAAUGGGGAAUUCUACAGGAGUGCAAGGAAAACCUUUGAUUUGAACUGGAAACGUUCCAUUGAGCUUCUAACGUGCUUCUUCCUACCUGAAUUAGCAAUAAGAUUGCGUUUUACACUCUUCUCAAAGGAAACAAAUAAUUUCCUGAGAUCAUCAAUUAACUACGUUAUGGAAGAACGCGUGAAGAGUGGCACGAGACGCAAUGAUAUGAUAGAUGCACUAAUUGCAAUGAAAAAUGAGGAUCCUGAUCUAUUUAAAGGGGAUACAAUUGUAGCUCAAGCUGGAAGUUUUCUUCUUGCCAAUUUUGAAACAUCCUCAUCUGUUAUAUCUUUUGCACUGUAUGAGCUGGCGCGUCAUCCAGAAAUUCAAGAAAAUCUCCGGAACGAAAUUAAAGAUUAUGCCAUGAAGUAUGGGUCGCUGCAGUAUGAGACUCUCAAUGAAAUGGAAUACCUCAAUGGUGUUGUUCAAGGUUCGUCAUCACGAUUUCUUCUUUUGCAAACCUUCUAGGUUCCAAAGGCUUCCUAUCUUUUUGUUUUUUG
Lutzomyia longipalpis is the source of this 882-nucleotide messenger RNA. RefSeq names its product cytochrome P450 6g1-like. The coding region runs from base 65 to 850 and encodes 261 amino acids. The record is from RefSeq and is a predicted model, not a curated record. The transcript has a single exon. Gene Ontology annotation, biological process: response to DDT; insecticide catabolic process. Lineage: Eukaryota; Metazoa; Arthropoda; Insecta; Diptera; Psychodidae. Gene Ontology annotation, molecular function: monooxygenase activity; oxidoreductase activity, acting on paired donors, with incorporation or reduction of molecular oxygen; iron ion binding.